This is a messenger RNA of Bufo gargarizans (Asiatic toad), 2443 nucleotides long. Its product is annotated as zinc finger protein 665-like. The record is from RefSeq and is a predicted model, not a curated record. NCBI's taxonomy places the organism in Eukaryota, Metazoa, Chordata, Amphibia, Anura, Bufonidae. The coding region runs from base 85 to 1866 and encodes 593 amino acids. Gene Ontology annotation, molecular function: RNA polymerase II transcription regulatory region sequence-specific DNA binding; DNA-binding transcription factor activity, RNA polymerase II-specific. Gene Ontology annotation, biological process: regulation of transcription by RNA polymerase II. The transcript is spliced from 2 exons. Gene Ontology annotation, cellular component: nucleus.
CGGACCGAAUGGAGAAGAUGAUGACAGAGGAGACGUCACCUGGAGGCCCUGGAUGUGAGAGAAGAUGCUCCGGUUGGUGACAAGAUGAAGUACAGUGACAAGCUAGAGACUGUCGACCCAUCUUCUCUUCCGGUUCUGGAUCAGUCUUCAUCAUGUCCGGAGAUGGAGGACGACCUUGGAUGUCAACCAACCCCCAGCAGAUCCCAGCAAGCCGGAAACCAACCUGAGAAUGGUUCCCCUUACGCGGAGAGCUUUAGCACUGGAGCCGCGCAGUCCGAUCCUACAAAAGACGAGGGGGAGAAGCAGUAUCGAUGCUCGGAGUGUGGCAAGACCUUUCGAAAGCGGGACAGCCUGAAGCGGCACCAGCAGACGCACACGGGAGAGCGCCCCUACAACUGCAUCGAGUGCGGGAAGAGCUUCAUCCAGAAGCAGCACCUGGUGACUCACCUGAGGACGCACACGGGGGAGAGGCCCUACAAGUGCGAGGAGUGCGGCAAAAGCUUGAGCACCAACGAGCGUCUGAAGAUCCACCAGCGGAUCCACACCGGGGAGAGACCGUACAAGUGUGGGGAUUGUGGGAAGAGCUUCAGAGCCCACCGGGUCCUCAAGGUCCACCAGCAGACGCACAGCGGAGAAAGGAUCCACAAGUGCGAGGACUGCGGGAAGAGGUUUAGACAUAAGCAGACUCUUUUGGCUCACCAGAGGAGUCACUCGGGUGAGACCUCCUAUAACUGCAAUGAGUGUGGCGAGAGCUUCCGUACCUUCAAGCACCUUAGGUUCCACCAGAAACAGCACCGGGGCGAAAAACCGCACGAGUGUAAGGACUGUGGGAAGGGCUUCAGGAAACGUGAACAUCUGAGACGCCACCAGCAGAUUCAUACUGGUGAACGUCCCUUCUCUUGUGAAGAAUGCGGCAAGGGUUUCAUCCAAAAACAUCACCUUGUGAGACACCAAAGAACUCACACAGGCGAGAGACCAUUCACUGUGGUAAUAGUGGAGGAGUUCCCCUAUAAAAACUCCUCCACCGGCGCUUGUCGCGGGAGCCCACAUAUCUGCAGCGAGUGUGGCAAGAGUUUCACCACCUACGAGCAUCUGAAGAGGCACAACCGAAUACACACCGGAUUGCGGCCCAACAAGUGCGAAGACUGCGGCAGGACCUUCAAGUCUCAGAAGCAAUUGAAGGCACACAAAAAAGCACGGGACGAAGAGACGGGGCUCUGCCGAGACGAAGACAGCGAGAACAGCGAGAGCCAGAGGGUAGGACCUGGUGAAAAACCCUUUGAAUGUGGCGAGUGUGGCAAAACGUUCCGAUUCAUGAAGCACCUGAAGUUUCACCUGCACACUCACACCGGUGAGAGACCCUUCAAGUGCGAGUCAUGCCAGAAGACCUUCCGCAAACGGGAUUGUCUGAAGAGACAUCAGCAGAUCCACACUGGAGAGAGACCCUUCACCUGUGCCGAUUGCGGAAAAGGCUUCAUCCAGAAGCAGCAUUUGGUGAGGCACCAGCGGACGCACACCGGGGAACGUCCUUAUAUUUGCAGCGAAUGUGGCAAGACUUUCAGCACCUGUGAGCACCUUAAAAUCCAUGGUCGGACCCACACGGGCGAGAAACCCUACAAGUGCAACGACUGUGGGCAAAGCUUCCGCAAGAGAGAGUACCUUAAAUGCCACCAGCAGACCCACACCGGAGAAAGACCCUUCACCUGCUCCGAGUGCGGGAAGAGCUUCAUCCAGAAGCACCAUCUCAUCGCCCACCUACGGACACACACCGGGGAACGGCCCUACCAGUGCAAUGACUGCGGCAAGACCUUCAGGCACAAGCAGAAUCUCACCACGCAUCAGAAGACCCAUGGUAUUGGUCUGUAGGGUGUCUUGAGGACCUGGAGGUCUAUGUCUUCUGCUCUUCUCUCCAUAUUAUCCAGUCUUUAUGACCAUGACCAUACCAGGUAAUGCUGAUGACCACCAUGACGCAGAUGCCCACUUCCACAAGUCAGGUCCAUGGCUCCUUUGUUGGUUUUGUUUUGGUUGACAUCCAUGGUGAAGAUGAUGUGCCAAGGGUGAAGUCGAACUUAAGCUUCUUCCACCAGACAUUGAGUUCUCACAAUACUCUGCCGAUCCCUCCCUGGUUGGAUCCCUCCCUGGUUCUCAGAUCUUCUUAAAGGGCCCUUCAACCUGUUGACUUCAUGGAGUAUUGUGGACAUGGCAUGUGCCAACAUACCCAAGAUAUGCACUUCUGGUGUUUGCCCACCCGGUAUUAUGAGACUUAUGAGCGCAGGCGCCAGACUCCAUCCCCCACCCGGAUCCCGAUCGCAGGACGUCGGGAGCCUUGGGGAGAGUAAUGGCCGACCUUGUGCCACCUGCCAUAUGACAUGUUACAUUGCCCGUGUGCGCAGCCCCGGACCGUACCAUUAUUUUUAUAAUAUAAAAGGCAGUAUUUACUUUA